Hydatigera taeniaeformis is the source of this 3537-nucleotide messenger RNA. The record is from the annotation of a GenBank genome assembly. Lineage: Eukaryota; Metazoa; Platyhelminthes; Cestoda; Cyclophyllidea; Taeniidae.
AUGAUCUUUGCUCGCAAUUUUAGUGAUACCCUUCUCCCUCCUUCGGAAUGCCCGAUUUGCAGACACGGCGCCUCUUGUGAUCAACCCUACAACAACCCACCCACAUUCUGGAAGUCGGCCAUCCUGGUAGUAACUGAAAGCAGAAGCUAUGCAGAACCCGUUGCCCAAAUAGUGGCUACAGACAUAGAUCUCUGUGCGCCCUCAAAAGAACAACGUCAGGGUGACUGUCAAGUUAUCAACUAUUCACUCUACUACACGCAGGAUGAACAAGAUUUGUUUAAUAUAAGCUCGAAUGGAGAAGUAUUUUUCAAGUCGUUGCAACACUUCAAAAUUUGGAAGUCUAAGGGAAUAAGUAGUUUCUCUGUGUUAGCAAGGAAUGCUGGAGAGUUUGCUGCAGAUUUUAGUUCCACUCAUGUGAAAGUGGUGUCUGGAAGUCCAAGCGGUGUGUCUCCCAUGAGACCGAAUUUAACAAAGCCUCCACUUUUAACAAUUCUUCCGUCCACUGUGGAGCCGACAUCGCCUGGAUUUGGGACAUUCUUAACUCUUUGUCUUUGUCUCCCAUUUGGUGACCCUGUGGACGGCUUUCUGCGACUACGGGGACUCCGAAGUGGAGGCCGAUUUCUGACAGGCGGAUCCCUUCGUAUCAUUGGUGUGGGUAAAGCAGAUGCAAACGUUCAUCUUUCUUCGGCCAAUCAGACUGUUUCAGCAAAAUAUGAUAUAGAAACUGAAAUGGCGUUAGGCCGCAUUAAAGUGUCAAGUCGAAACUCCUCCAACGCUUGUAACCGCUUGGACAUCAACGCGGUGGUGAUUGCUCCGCCAAGCAAAGAGUUACAGUCACCCAUCAAGGCUCUUCUUGAGGUGACCGUGGCUGUGACAAGGUCUGAAAUUAAGCUCGUACAAAUUCCCUUCACGAUUGUCAAAAGCGGUGUCUCUCCGUCGUACAAACCCUCUCUGUCGGAUGUUUCGAACAAUUCUGUCCUUGUACCUGGCGUGUACAGCCAAGUUCAUCUGGCUGUCAGAACAGUACUUGAGGGGCAAUACCAGCUCGACAUCAAAUUAAUGAGCAAAAACAUGGAAAUUCACAAAACGACAAUCGGCUACCCGAAGGGAAUAACUGCGACGGCACAACUUCAGGAAUUUGGCGGCACUGUCUCUCUCAUUCUGUAUACGAGCUUCAAUUAUCUUGCUCUGGUUCCCAAUUAUUCACUUCCACUGAGCUCGUUUAUGGUGCGGUUCAAUCUACUUGUGACGGAACACUCGUCCGAAACCUACGACUUGGAUGUCACUUUGAAACUUAAGGCGCAUCAUGAUUUUAAAAAACUGCGCCUCAGCUUCAGAACAACGGACUGGCCUGGAAACCCAUAUGACUUAAAGUUAAGCAUUGUCAAUGUGGAAACAAGAGAAGGGGUGCAACAUCCUCUGCAAUCCGGUGAAACUGUUCUGGUGUUGAUGGAGUUCCGGAUUCCGGGGAAAUCGACUGUGGACUACACAGCAACAGUUAGCAUUGUUGACAGUCAAAGUGCCACACUUGGCUGUCCGUACUUUGAGUCAGUAGGAAAGAGCAUAUUUUUGGAUGAAGCUACUGUCGACUGUACCACCAAAGAUAUCACAGAUUCUCCAUUGCUGAAGUACUCUUACCACCUUGGUCCCGCCAUUUGUGACAGUGACACUGACAACAAGAUUAAUUUGGGCAUUUACAUGCGGAUAAAAGCGACUCCUUUCAAAGGAAAGGAGGUCUUGACUCUAAGGGGAGUAGUUGAGGGUUUGGAGGUCACCAAGUCUCUGUCGAUCUCCGAUGAGUCGCCGCGGAAGCUUGGCUUUCCCUUCCUUGAUGAAGAUUUGUCACUUCGAUUUUCCGGACCGCAUGAAGUCGAAAUGUAUUCUCGGGAGACCUUAACUUUACAACUUUACUUCUGCUCACGUCCCGGAGUCUACAUCAACAACCUGAGCUUUGAAGCCCUCUCGGAAUUUAGUCCUGAAACGGAGGAAGUCAUUACCAUAAACUGCAUUAGUUUUAAUCGCUCUGUCAACAUAGUAGGUUUGCAGUUCCCACAAUCGCAGGAGCAAGUUAGCUUCAGAAAGCCGAGUGGUCAAAUAUUUUCAAGAAAAAUUGGUGCUGGUCCUGCUUACAACACCGGCUACGGCUAUAAGAAGAAGAACCGGUUGCCGAAAACCACCGACGACUGUAUCGGCAUCGAAGUGACAUUUCAACUAGCUGAUGCCGAAGAGGUGUAUUCUGGUGCUGUCUACCCAGUUCUCACGAAAAUCUUCAAUGACGACCAGCUUCUGCUCAAGCUGAGGGUGUCCGUCAAAGUGAUCGACCAACCAUCGCCUACACUGAAUGUAGAAAUACGCUUUAUUAAUGUAAAGCGUAACGGGAGCGGCAAAUACAUUUUGGAUCUGGAACUGAGCAUUGCAAAAGCCUCCACUCUCGAAUGUCACGACGCGGCCAUAUGGUUGAUGCAUGGCGGUUUUUUCAAUGUUAGCACUGUGAAAAUGAGAAACAGUGUCAUGAAGGUUGAUUUAGCUCCCCUUCCCAGUGGUACUGGCAUUUCCCUUGUCAAGCAUGGUGGCGUAUACUUUGAUUCAACUGGCAUAAUGACACUUGCUCUGAAGCAGAGAAUACCUUUUAAGGUGAAAGGAAAUCUUGGCUUUGGCGUGAUUGGCAUACUGCGCUGCAGGACAUACGACAGAUCUCUUGGGUCAAAGAUCCGAUCAUACGAGCCACCCACCUUCUUUCAGAAUCACGCACUCCUCCCCAUUGAGGUUGGAGACGCAAUUGCACCUCUUUCUCAUAUUCAUUUACGGCUCUGUCAAGUCCGAGGCUGUGGCAAUGUGGAAGACCUCUUUUACGAAUCUGGAAUGGAUAAGUUUUGGAAUGCUCGUGCUGAUAGUCGUUUGGAUAUUCUUUUCGGCCAAUCCGUCACAAUCGACAUUUUAACUAUCCGAAUAAAAUCUAAGCAAAACUGGCCAACGUCAAUGCACGUGCUAACAACAGGAGAUGGAAAUUCAUUUUUAUUUCAAGUAGAGAAGUCGCUUGCAUUUCCUGCAGCAGCGUUGGAGACCAAUGUGUCCCUCAAUAGCCUGCCCCAACAUCGCGGUCUGAGGCUCAUCAUUAAGAACGCCUACUAUGAGCAUGAAAAUUUAGACAUCAAAAUGGCUUUUUUUGGUACAUAUGGCUUAAAGAUGAUGGGCGAUUUCGAUCUGGGGCCUCAAAUCGCCCAAGUAGUGUCCUACAUCAGAUCGAAGAACGUAAUGCUCGGGAUUUCCCUCACGAAAGAUAGUUACCUAAUGAGUAACGACUCUGGAGACUCGUGGACAUUCAUCGAUCGUGGCUACUUCACCUCCUUGCGAUUUUCUAAUGACUCUAUUCCUGUGGUUCCAAUCCCAUCGGAAAAAAUUUCUGAGUCAUUCAAGCCAACUGUCAAAGGAAAACAAUGCACAAAUUUUGUUGUUAGAAAUUGGCACUUUUGUUACAGCGGUGUUUAUUACGGGGACACCGGUGUACUUGAGUGGAAUUAUCGUUCGUAUCUCUAG